Messenger RNA from Sordaria macrospora k-hell, 462 nucleotides. RefSeq lists its product as uncharacterized. NCBI's taxonomy places the organism in Eukaryota, Fungi, Ascomycota, Sordariomycetes, Sordariales, Sordariaceae. The record is from RefSeq and is a predicted model, not a curated record. Gene Ontology annotation, biological process: [4Fe-4S] cluster assembly. Gene Ontology annotation, cellular component: mitochondrial matrix.
AUGUUGCGCCGCACCGUCUUCGGCCUCGCCAGAAGCGCCACCAGCUCCGUAACCUCGUUGACCGCCUUCCGACCACUCUCCACCACCAGCACCAUGUCUUCCUCGGGGACGGAAUCCCCUUCUACUACCCCAAUGGCGGAUGCGAUUCGUGAAAAGAUCACCGCCAACCUGCAACCACGCACGCUCCAAAUCCACAACGACUCGCACCUCCACGCCCACCACUCCGCCAUGCGCGGCGUCACCUCUCAGGAGACGCACUUCCGGGUGAUCAUUUCGUCGGACGCCUUCAGGGGAAAAAUGCAGCCGGCGCGCCAUCGGUUGGUAUACGGAUUGCUCAAGGACGAAAUGGCCAAGGAGGGCGGGAUCCAUGCAUUGCAGUUGCGGACGAUGACGUUGGAAGAGGAGGAGAAGAGACAGCAGAAAGAGGAGGCAGAGGAGAAGGCGAGGACGUGUAAGGACUAG